AUGGCUGAUAACAAAUUAUACGAACUUCUGGGUGUCGGUAGAAAUGCCACAGAGACCGACCUCAAGAAGGCUUACAGAAAGCUGGCAAAGGAAUAUCACCCAGACAAGAACCCAGAUGCAGGUGAAAAGUUUAAAGAGAUCAGCUUUGCAUAUGAAGUGUUGUCUAACCCUGAGAAGAGAGAGGUUUAUGACAGACAUGGAAUUGAUGGAAUUAAAGAAGGCGGAGGUUCAGGUGGUGGAUUUGGCGGAGCCAGCAUGUUUGAAGAUCUGUUUGGAGGGUUUUUUGGAUUUCCUGGAUCCGGAUCUGGAUCAGGAAUGGGCGGCAACAGACGAAGGCGAGGAGAAGACACACUCCACCCAUUAAGAGUAUCACUGGAAGACCUUUACAAUGGAAAGACAGCCAAGCUACAACUGAGUAAAACAGUUUUGUGUAGAAAAUGCAGUGGCGUGGGUGGGAAAAGUGGUGCAAAUCAGCGGUGCAAAAAGUGUAAUGGUCGUGGUGUGCAAGUACAGCUGCGGCAGUUAGGACCAGGCAUGGUACAGCAGCUUCAAAGUAUAUGUUCUGAAUGCCACGGAGAAGGAGAGGUCAUCAGAGAAAAAGAUAGAUGUGUAGAGUGUAAAGGGAAGAAAGUAUGCAGUGAGACCAAGAUACUAGAGGUUCAUGUUGACAAGGGGAUGAAGGAUGGCCAAAGGAUUCCUUUCAGGGGUGAAGGUGACCAGCAGCCCGGUGUGGAGCCAGGUGACGUAGUAAUCAUUCUGCAGCAGAAAGAACAUGAACUCUUCACGAGAAAGGACUCUGAUUUGAUUAUGGAGCGCAGUAUAUCUCUGACAGAGGCUCUCUGUGGCUUUCAUUUUGUGAUCAAACACUUGGAUGGGCGUGAUAUAGUGAUACGUAACCAGCCUGGCGAGAUCAUAUCUCCAGGUUGGUACGGAAUCAGGCACACAGUCGGACACAGAGAGCAUGUUUAA
Messenger RNA from Candidula unifasciata, 969 nucleotides. NCBI's taxonomy places the organism in Eukaryota, Metazoa, Mollusca, Gastropoda, Stylommatophora, Geomitridae. The record is from the annotation of a GenBank genome assembly.